UCUCAAGUAAUCUACAAGAGUAUAUCAGAGGCUGAUGGAAGCUAUUGCCAACUAUCCAUUUACUCCUACCGAACCUGACGAACUUGCGUUUGAAAAAGGCAGUACUUUAUAUAUUAUUGGUAUGGAAGAGGAUCCGAAUUGGUACAAAGCUCGACAAGGGAACCAAGAGGGAAUGGUACCUGCAAACUAUAUCUCAUUGUAUCCUCAUCCAUGGUACAUACCCAGGUGCAGUCGGCGUGAGGCUGAGGCCAGACUUUUAGAAACUGAUCCAAGUACAAACCGCGAUGUACAGCCUGAUGGCGCAUUUAUUUUAAGACAAAGCGAAAACGACCCUGGUCAGUUCAGUAUCUCGGUCAAAGAAGGUUCGUCAGUGUUGCAUUUCCGUAUAUUUUUCGAUCCAAAUGGUAAGUAUUAUAUCUGGACAAAUAGAUUCAACUCGAUCAAUGCUCUAAUCGAUUAUCAUCGUCAUCAAACUAUAUAUGGGGUGAAAGCACUUUUACUACGUGAUUGCGUUUCAAGCAAAAUUUUUGGUUCAGUUGGUUCCGGUCCUAAUGUGGUUUUUAACAAUGCUAGUGCUCACACAACUACAGCUAACAAAGGUUCAAAUUUACAUACUAAAGAACAGACUACCCAACUAAUCCCGGAUUUGCCUCCUGGUGUUGUGCUUACAAAUUUAUCAGGACGGCAAUGUGUGGCCAAAUUUGACUUUAAUGCUGAGUUUCGGGAAGAAAUGUCCUUUCGUCAAGGGGAUUGUCUCCGAUUGCUUGGUGAAGAGGAUGAAAAUUGGUGGUUUGCUGAAUUAAUAACUCAUACUCCUAGUGGUCAACUAACGCGUCACGGUCUAAUUCCUGCUAAUUAUGUAGAACUUUUAUCCAAUAAUACUUCCGAAUCUACAGUUUCUAACAUGCACAGUAAUCCCUCUAAAGUUUCACAACCCCCUGCUCAAAUCACUCGCGCUAAUUAGAUCAAUUUGUAUAAGUAUAGUUCCAACCGUAAUAUGUGCACACUACUUCAAUAUAUUUGAUCGAUCAAUUUUACAGUAUAAUUUCCACAGCUUUUCUGUUUAUUUUUAUCGUGAAUGAACUUUCAUGUGAUAAAUAUGUGGUAAGUGAUAGAAACUCAUGCUCAUCUCAGUAAUUGAUUAGCAUCUCAGUUUGGAUCUCAUGUGUAUUUUGUAUUUACUGAAAGUAAAUUGCACAAUCUCUCUUCUGUCAGCAGAUUUUAGUUUAAAUCUCAGAGUUAUUUGACAUGAAAUAAAUUGUGCUGUUAAGGCCUAUUGGCCAACUUAUUAUUCUUAAGUUUCAUGAUCUGUAUUUUUUUUCUUAUAAUCGAAGCCUUGCUUUUGAUUGUUUUUCUCAUGUAAUUUUCAAUGAAAUACUAGUUUUUAUGACUGGCGUAUGUUUGCGUAUACUUGAGGAUGCGAGCUAAAAAUUCUCGAACACGUAUACUUGGUUUUAGGUCAAAUCACUGUAUGAUGUAUAAUUUCCCGCCUGCUUAGCUAUCAUUCAUACACAUACAUUUCUUCAUUACUUUUAGCAAGUAGUCUUCUAUGGAAAUUACUGUCCAUAAAUAGACCAAUAUAUAGUGUUUAUACAAAAAUACAUGUUGAAGGUUACUUCAGUGAG
Messenger RNA from Schistosoma turkestanicum, 1625 nucleotides. The record is from the annotation of a GenBank genome assembly. NCBI's taxonomy places the organism in Eukaryota, Metazoa, Platyhelminthes, Trematoda, Strigeidida, Schistosomatidae.